Erigeron canadensis is the source of this 696-nucleotide messenger RNA. RefSeq names its product craniofacial development protein 2-like. The transcript has 3 exons. Lineage: Eukaryota; Viridiplantae; Streptophyta; Magnoliopsida; Asterales; Asteraceae. Gene Ontology annotation, cellular component: nucleus. Bases 1 to 696 code for a protein of 231 amino acids. The record is from RefSeq and is a predicted model, not a curated record. Gene Ontology annotation, biological process: chromatin remodeling.
AUGUCCUUCUGUUUCAGGGGCGGGCAGUCAUGUCCUUCUGUUUCGGGGGCGGGCAGGCAUAGGGGGGUUAAUGCUAGAGAAACUAAGUGGACAGGUAAAAGCACUAGAGAUGGGAAUGGAUUCAAGCUUGGGUAUUCUGGAGCGCCUAAGUCGAUAGAUGGAGUAGGGAUCAUCUUGACAGAUCGACUUAAAGACUUUGUAGUGCAUGUGGAAAGACACGGGGAUAGAUUGAUGUUGUCGGGCCGGAGUGAGGGAGAGAAGAAGAGUUUUUGGGACUCACUGGAUGAGCUCGUGAGGAGUUGCCCGGAUAACCAACGACUAGUUUUAGGAGGAGACUUAAACGGGCAUAUAGGAGUACAGUCAGACGGCUACCCGGGUGUACACGGAGGUUUAAGAUUUGGUCGGAGGAAUGAAGAGGGACGCAUGAUAUUGGAAUUCGCUACUGCGCAUGACCUGAUAAUAGCAAACUCGUUCUUCCGAAAGAGGAAAUCUCAGCUGAUUACCUUCCAGAGCGGCCGCAAUGAAACGCAGAUCGACUACUUCCUAGUGCGUAAAGGCGACUUCAGGGCUUGUAAAGAUUGCAAGGUCCUCCCUAAAGAGGGUUGCUACUCCCAACAUAAACUGUUGAUUUUGGAUUUAUUCUUGAGUAGACGAGCAACCAAGAUAGAGAAGGUUGUAAAGCCAAGAAUCCUUUGA